UUCAACAACAACUAGCAGGUCGUGAGCACGGUUUCACACGGCGCUCGUGUUUCACGAACAGCGCGAUCGCGAUCGUCUCCAGAUUGCGGGGCACUCUGCAAAACCUUGAUCGCCAGUCGCUUGCGAAAGGCGCAGUCAGUUUAGUACGAGCCAUCGAGCAACAAAGAUGGGCGACUAUCCCCGGUCCAACUCGAGCAUCAAGCGGUUGAAGGAAAAGGCGGACAUUGCGGACUUUAUCUUAAAGCCACUCGAUGAGGACGACGAUGGACCGACUCCGUCCAUGAAGGUGAAGAAGGCGAUCAGGUCGCGGAGGAGAGCGACACGGAACAGGACGGCGGUGGACUUGAGCGAUCCGAGGAAUUGUUUUGUCAAACCGUCAGGAUCGUUGAUUCCCAUACCCAUUUCAGAGCUGAAGCCAAAGAAUGCGUUUCCCAAGGAUCCCGAGGCAGAGAGCUUGCUGGGCGAAAAGAGAGUUAGUAUUAUUAGUUCGUUCGAAACGGUCAAGUGGAACUUUGACAAAGGUGAACCGGAAGCGGAGGUCGAGCCACCACCAUGGAUGGAACCUUUCAGUUGCGAUGGAAUGUUCGAAGCGAGGUAUGAUCUCCUACCGAUGGAGUUGAUAUUGAUCAUAUUUAAGCAGAUUACCGUAAGUGACCGCAUGGCGGCUGGGGAGACGUGUAGACGGUGGAUGGAGGCGUCCUACUAUUACGAGCCAUUCCUGAACCAAACUUACUACCACUUUGAUCGUUCGGACUGUGGCGAUCAAGUGGCUCCGUUCAAGUACUUUAGCGAAGGGUUCCGAUACUAUCCAAGGCUAGUGUUUACACAGGUCGAUUUUAACAAGCACAGUGACUUCUGGUUCAAUCACGGCCUUGGCAUCACGGAACUUACGCUGCGAUCGUGCAAGAUAAGAAAGAAGAAGUUCCUCUCAAUAAUGCGAAACCUGCUGAAUCUGCGCAAACUUGAGUUAAUGCAGUGUGAUGAGCUGUUCAAAAACUGGAACAUCGAGUACAACCACCAGGAACCAAUGUUCCCGUUUUUCAUGUUCUGUCUGAAGCACCUGUCCCUCUCCGGAUGUGACUACUUCAACGAGUACCACUUUGAGCGAUUCAUAACCAUGGCGCCGAACCUGUCCUCGAUCGACGUCUCCAACUGUUUCAUCAACCUGUACCUCUCCAAACGCAUCACCAUGCUCGAUCGCGUCAUGAAGCUGAUCAACCGCAACCGGUACCUCAUGAAAUCCCUCAACCUUGCGGACACCCCCUGCGUGGACGACUUCAUCUGGCACUGCCUCUGCGAACUGGAAUCUCUACAGCUAACCCACUUUACGAUAGCGUACAGUGAUCGCGUACCCCUCAAAGACCCCGGAAUCCUGCGGUUCUUCGGCCUUCAAACCGACCUCACCUACCUCAACCUCACCUCCUCGAUCGGACUAAGCGACGAAUGUCUGCAAAAGAUCAUCACCAGCUGUCCCAGGUUGCACACGCUGCUCAUCCGACGCUGCUGGUUGAUCAGCGACGAGGGAGUUGGCGCCACGACACUGACAAAGGAAGGAGUGGAAAUUGUGCGGCGGCCCAUGCACACCCUGGAACACCUGCGCGUGCUGGACAUCUCCAACUGCGAGCGCAUCAGCGACUUUUCCAUCCAAACGUACAUCAUCGGGAAGCGACCGCGCGAGAUGAACGAACUCCAGCUGUGCAUGCUGAACAACCUGUCCGAGUCCAGCAUCUACUACAUCGCGGUCACCUUCAAGAAUAUCCAAGUUCUAAACCUGGACAGCUCGGCCAACGCCAUCACCGACAACUCUCUGCAGUACAUCAUGUGCUACCUGACCGAACUGCGGGACCUCAACAUUGUCGCGUGCACCAAGGUAAGCCCAGCGCGAUCGCGCCCCUUCAUCAUUGCCAUGAUCACCCUUAAAACAAACACAAACAAAACAUUACACAAUCUACGACUCAAUCACUUCCACGUCGCGAUCGCGUAA
This is a messenger RNA of Culex pipiens pallens (northern house mosquito), 1984 nucleotides long. RefSeq lists its product as uncharacterized. NCBI's taxonomy places the organism in Eukaryota, Metazoa, Arthropoda, Insecta, Diptera, Culicidae. Gene Ontology annotation, biological process: SCF-dependent proteasomal ubiquitin-dependent protein catabolic process. Gene Ontology annotation, molecular function: protein binding. The record is from RefSeq and is a predicted model, not a curated record. Gene Ontology annotation, cellular component: SCF ubiquitin ligase complex.